This is a messenger RNA of Phalaenopsis equestris, 489 nucleotides long. RefSeq lists its product as uncharacterized. NCBI's taxonomy places the organism in Eukaryota, Viridiplantae, Streptophyta, Magnoliopsida, Asparagales, Orchidaceae. The record is from RefSeq and is a predicted model, not a curated record. The transcript has a single exon. The coding region runs from base 1 to 489 and encodes 162 amino acids.
AUGGAAUUCCCUCGAACCCUUCGAACCCUCUUGGGUUUCCUAUUGAUUUCUCCAUGGAUUUCUCCCAUACCCGCUUCUACUCAUACCAAACCCUACAACACCCCCACCGCUUACGAAAUGCUGGAAAAGUUUGAUUUUCCCAAAGGGAUUCUCCCCGAGGGGGUUCAGAGCUAUUUACUGAGGAACGAUGGAAGCUUUGAUGUUUUUCUCGGUGAUUUCUGCGAGCUCAAGGUGAGUGGGAAUUACUUGUUAAGGUACAAGAAGAAGAUCUCCGGCAAGUUGGAGCCUGGAAGUUUGAAGAACUUGGAUGGGGUUAGUGUGAAAAUCCUGUUCUUGUGGUUUGGGAUCAAUGAAGUUAUAAGGAGUGGAGAUGAGCUCAGAUUCUAUGUGGGGCCUUUUUCUUCUUCUUUCUCAGUCUCCAAUUUUGAAUUUUGUCCCCAGUGCAGAGAGAGGUUUGGUUCUGGUGAUCAGUUUGUUCUGGAUUUUUAG